Molecule: messenger RNA, 795 nt
Organism: Synchiropus splendidus (mandarinfish)
Lineage: Eukaryota; Metazoa; Chordata; Actinopteri; Syngnathiformes; Callionymidae
Gene: mettl5
Product: methyltransferase 5, N6-adenosine
Exons: 7
Coding region: 126-752 (208 amino acids)
Biological process (GO): rRNA methylation
Molecular function (GO): rRNA (adenine-N6-)-methyltransferase activity; nucleic acid binding
Source: RefSeq, a predicted model, not a curated record
ACUGUUUUUGUUGAUGCACCCACAUGAGGUACUGACUAUGCUAUGCUAGAAUAACGAUUACCUUAGGGUUCUCGGCAAAAUAUCUGCCUUCUUUAUAGUUUUCUGUUGAAUUACAUUAAAUAAUAAUGAAACUGAAAGAGUUGGAGAGUUGUCUUCAACAAGUGGAUGUAUUUGAAGAGCCCAAAAUCCUGCUGGAGCAGUAUCCAACGAGCCCACACAUUGCAGCGUGCAUGCUUUACACGAUACACAAUACAUUUGAUGACAUCGAAGGUAAACUGGUGGCUGAUCUGGGAUGCGGUUGUGGAGUCCUAAGUAUCGGGGCAUCUAUGCUUGAUGCUGGUCUGUGUGUCGGUUUGGAUAUCGACGACGACGCGUUGGACAUAUUCCGGAGAAACGUCGAGGAGUUUGAGGCUCCCAACGUAGACAUCCUCCAGUGUGACCUGAGUGCUCUGCAGGAUGAUGCCUUCAGUAAAAAAUUCGAUACCGUCAUCAUGAAUCCACCUUUCGGUACCAAACACAAUCAAGGAAUGGACAUGAGGUUUUUGCAAACUGCGCUAACCAUGGCAGAGACAGCUGUGUACUCGCUACACAAGACAGCAACUCGAGAGCACAUUGAAAAGAAAGCAAAGGACUGGGGGGUAAAAAUGGACGUUAUUGCAGAACUCAGAUACGACUUGCCAGCAUCAUACAAGUUCCACAAAAAGAAAUCGGUUGACAUCCAGGUGGACUUCCUUCGAUUCUCCACAGCCUGAAGUUUGGAAUGAGUUUUUUUUUUUUUCAUUUACAUGACUCAUA